This is a messenger RNA of Orbilia oligospora ATCC 24927, 324 nucleotides long. RefSeq lists its product as uncharacterized. The record is from RefSeq and is a predicted model, not a curated record. NCBI's taxonomy places the organism in Eukaryota, Fungi, Ascomycota, Orbiliomycetes, Orbiliales, Orbiliaceae. The transcript is spliced from 3 exons. The coding region runs from base 1 to 324 and encodes 107 amino acids.
AUGCCGUGCCAACAGUCAAAUGAAUUUUGUCACGAAAUCAUUUUUGCUAUCAAAACAAGGAGGACGUAUGGCACUAUCCUGAUGACAGUUGAAGGUAUUGAACCUCAAAUGGCCUGCCAAGUCGAAACUGCCUUGAGUUCUCAAAGUCAAUUGAAGGGAGAGUACAAGUUCUUCUAUGAUGAACUGAGCAAAGUAAUUCGCCUUGAUUUACCAUUACCAGACGAGUUGUCCCACGGAGGUAGGCUUCCACCCUACAGGCGGUUUGAUAUCUCUAAUUGGCCUUGGAUUCAAGAAGAAUUUGUCGAACGUCCAACUGAGCCUUGA